Messenger RNA from Cottoperca gobio, 3242 nucleotides. RefSeq names its product calcium binding protein 39 (gene cab39). The transcript has 9 exons. The coding region runs from base 294 to 1319 and encodes 341 amino acids. Gene Ontology annotation, molecular function: protein serine/threonine kinase activator activity. Gene Ontology annotation, biological process: intracellular signal transduction. NCBI's taxonomy places the organism in Eukaryota, Metazoa, Chordata, Actinopteri, Perciformes, Bovichtidae. The record is from RefSeq and is a predicted model, not a curated record.
GUGCAACCACCGCUGUUGUCAUGACACGCGACGGCCAGAGGAGGCGCUAGACGCUGCUGCAGUGACAACCGUGUUGCCAGUCGAGCUCAGAGAAAGCGCUGGGAAACAGGGGCUGCACAAUUACCUACAGUACAAACAAGGGGAGGCGGCAAACAAGCAAAACACAGCAGGUUUUGUUCCGAGGAGCCCCUGAGUCGCAUUUAGCUGUCUUGACAAAUCGGAGGAAUCUAGAGAAAACGCCGUUUUACAAGGUGGACAGUCCGCUGCCUGGUUGCUCGUGGUAAGUCUCCGCCAUGCCUUUCCCCUUUGGCAAGUCCCACAAGUCGCCGGCGGACAUCGUCAAGAACCUUAAGGACAGCAUGUCGGUGCUUGAGAAGCAUGACAUUUCUGACAAAAAGGCAGAAAAGGCCACAGAGGAGGUGUCAAAAAGCCUGGUGUCCAUGAAGGAGAUCCUGUAUGGGACUAAUGAGAAAGAACCCCAAACCGAAGCAGUGGCCCAGCUCGCCCAGGAGCUCUACAACAGCGGCUUGCUCAGCACCCUAAUAGCGGACCUGCAGCUUAUCGAGUUUGAGGGAAAGAAAGAUGUGGCUCAGAUCUUCAACAACAUCCUGAGGCGUCAGAUUGGCACUCGGACACCCACGGUGGAGUACCUUUGCACCCAGCAGAAUAUCCUCUUCAUGUUGCUUAAAGGGUAUGAGUCUCCAGAGAUCGCCCUAAACUGCGGCAUCAUGUUGAGGGAGUGCAUCAGACAUGAACCGCUGGCCAAAAUCACACUGUGGUCAGAGCAGUUUUACGACUUCUUCAGAUAUGUGGAGAUGUCCACUUUCGACAUCGCCUCAGACGCAUUCGCCACUUUCAAAGACCUCCUCACAAGACACAAGCUACUGAGUGCAGAGUUUCUGGAGCAACAUUAUGACAGAUUCUUCAGUGAAUAUGAGAAGUUACUCCACUCUGAAAACUACGUGACUAAAAGGCAGUCCCUCAAGUUACUCGGGGAGUUGCUUCUUGACCGGCACAAUUUCACCAUAAUGACGAAAUACAUCAGCAGGCCAGAGAAUCUCAAAUUAAUGAUGAACCUGCUACGGGACAAGAGCCGCAACAUCCAGUUUGAGGCUUUCCAUGUUUUUAAGGUGUUUGUGGCCAACCCCAACAAGACGCAGCCCAUCCUGGACAUCCUGCUGAAGAACCAAACCAAACUCAUCGAGUUUCUCAGCAAGUUCCAGAACGACAGAACAGAGGAUGAACAGUUCAAUGAUGAAAAGACUUACCUGGUCAAACAGAUCAGGGACCUCAAGAGGCCUGCCCCCCAGGAGGCCUGAGGAAGGCUGCAGAGGUGGGAGAGGAGCCACCAGGACCAUGUCUGGUCAACAUCCAGACAGGCUGCUUAACGGACCCUGCAGCAGCUGCUGUUCUGGCUUCUGAACAGAAAUUGCGGAAACAAAUGGAAAAAACCGACCUCCCCAGAUCAACUCAUCAGGAAGUGGCCCGCUCCUCCGCUCCUCAGUGAACGUUUCAUUACUUUCAUUUCAGUCUUUUUCCUUUAAAAAGAAAUAAGAGAAAAUAAUAGGUGCUGCUGCUUUCUUGCACAAUGAGACAAGUUAUAUUAUAAUGACACAACAAGUCCAUCAACACACACACACACACACACACACACACAGCAGAACAAAAGUUUACACGCAUAUAUGUAUUACAUUAAAAAAACAAACAUGCAUACACACAUACUGCAAGAAUAUCGGCUAAAACUUUGUGAUGGAAAGGUACGAGUUGAACAUUGGUGUGUUGGUUGCAUGCCUUGAUAUGUGACAGAUCCACGGCUGUACGCAGCGUCGGCGCCGUGAUGGCCUGCCCGGUCUCGCUCACAUGUUCUGUGCCACAGACUCUGAAUUGCACGUGCAUCACAGCAACAGCUACAGUUCGUAUCUAUGCCUUCAUCCAAUAAAGCAACAGUGGUUCAUUUUAGCGUUUCAUGGGGACAAACUGUCAGAUGCCGUCACAGAACCAGUUACCUCCUGUGUGCUUUGCUGCGACAGCACCUGAAGCACAUGAGGGAAGGAGGCAGGGAUGUAAAGGUGUGGAUUCAGUAAAGCCCGAGAGUUGGGUCUCUUUAUUGUUUUCUGGGACAGGGUGAACUUGUACAUAUGCCUUUUCUUUUUGCUUUGUAGUUUUUUUUGUUUAACCAUGACAUAUGAAUAUAUAUUAUAUAUAUAUUACCUUAAACAUCAUGUUUUUGGUUAAUUGUAAUCAAAGUACUUUCUAAACCAUAAAAAAAAAAAAGACAAACAAGUUAAGUGACAUUGUUUUUGCAUUUCAUUUUACUGCUGAAAUGGUUGCUGUUGGGUUUAUUUGUACAUAACUUAAAGGGCCAGCUCACAUUUAGCUAACCUAUAGGAUAUUUACAAUUUGUACAGCGGAGGAAUGUCAUGGUGUUAGCUCUGGAUCUGUUCAUCUUUUUAUUCUCCCAUCUACAUUUUGAGUGUGUCUCAAAUUGCUGAAAAUGUGCAGGAGGGGAGUGGGAGAGCAUCAACUGAAACAUUAAAGCCUGUGUGUUUGUGCACUUUGUGAGGUGCUGAGCGAUCAACAUCACCUAACUGGAGUCGAGGAUAGCGGGGAUUCCCUCCCCCAUCUCAAUUUCAUUAGCUUGUUAUUUCUCAUCCUCGCCGCUCUGCUUGUGGCCUGGGAGUGCUGUGUGGCCCCACAGUGAGUGUGCUUCAGGGGUGAGCUCAUCAGGAUGUUGGCAAAGCAGCGCACCAUUCUUACUUUCCCCUCUUAUGUUUGAGCAUUUCUUUUCAGAAGGUUUAUAAUUCCAGUACAAUUGUUAGUGUAAAGCAUUGUGGGUAGCGGAGUACUUUGGGCAUGUUGGAUUGUCCUCAUGGUGCUGAGCAAAAUUGAUGCAACCUCAGUUUUAUCAACAGUGAACGACAUGGUCCGUGUAAUGAGACUCAGACCCAUCUCAGUGCAGACAACAGCGAUAGCAGACGGUCCCUCCAUUCGCAUUGAACGUGCAUGUUCCUCCACUGGCUGUGCAUGAUGCUGUACUAAAGAUGUUGUACUGGAAUUGUUUCUUUUUUUCCAAGUAUUUAACAACAUUGAAAUGUCAUCUUGAACUCUUGGCUGUAUGCUGACUGACUCCAGUUUCAGCAGAGAGCGUGUGGGUGCUUGCAGAAGUGUCAAAGGCCUGGGCCCUACAAUCGAAAUAAAGGAGACAAAAACAUUUGGAAUAAAAUAACGCUGUGGUCAUUUCC